AUGCCUAUGGAAUUGAGAAGUGCUCUAGUGGCAGGACUGAUUGAUCAGCAGACUAAUACUUGGGAUCCCCAUAUUCUAUCUGAUUUAUUUAUUACUGAGGAUGUGACUCGUAUAUCUAAAAUUCCUGUUAGCCCAGAUUAUGAAGACUUAUGGUUCCUCCCAAAUGGAAGACAUUCCUAUGGAGAGAAAUUUGUGAUAUUCGAUCUCUCCACUACUACCAAUUUGAUUAUAAAGAGGGUGGAAGUGAGUCCUACAUGCCAAAUGUGUGGUUUGGCUCAUGAAGAUGUUAUGCAUGCUCUAAUAUUUUGUGAAUAUUCUAGACUUGUUUCGAUUGUUACAGAAUUACCUAUCACAAAUAUUGUUACCAACUCCUUCCCAACAUGGCUUGUGGGUGCAUUGGCAGCUUUGACGGAGGAGCAAUGUGGACUGAUGGUGGCUGUGUUGUACCACAUGUGGAGAAGCCGGAAUUCUGCCACAUGGAAGGGGGCUCUCCCACGCCCCGGCGACGUUUGGAGGAGGGCUGCCACCGCCAUGCACUCUUUCCGGCAGGUGCAUCACCGCUCCACACAGCCCACGUUGGCAGCAGCAGCAGCGAUCGAAGAGCACGAAGGCCCGCAGUGCUACGUCGACGCCGGUUUCCUGCAGGACACCGGGGAGGCCAUGUAUGGAAUUGUGUUGCUCUCUUCGGAGGGCUCGUUCAUGGCAGCGAGAAAGGGCAAGCUUCCGGCCUGUUUCUCACCGCUUAUGGCAGAGGCUCUGGCUUUAAGGAGGCGUUAUCUUGGCUAA
Ipomoea nil (Japanese morning glory) is the source of this 786-nucleotide messenger RNA. RefSeq lists its product as uncharacterized. The transcript has 2 exons. The coding region runs from base 1 to 786 and encodes 261 amino acids. NCBI's taxonomy places the organism in Eukaryota, Viridiplantae, Streptophyta, Magnoliopsida, Solanales, Convolvulaceae. Gene Ontology annotation, molecular function: nucleic acid binding; RNA-DNA hybrid ribonuclease activity. The record is from RefSeq and is a predicted model, not a curated record.